AUGGGUAUACCUGCUUUUCGACAUAUUCGUAAUGGUGAAUUUUAUUAUUCUUAUAAUCCAUGCUAUCCAUUUUCUGAAGAAUCUGCUUGUAUUAAUGUAGCUAUAUGUCAAAUAUACAAAGAUGAAUCAGCUUCUUUUAUUCUUGGUUAUAAUUCUCAAGUAACAUGGUCAAUAAGUGCAGAUGGAAAAGUAACACUUAUUUAUUCAACAGAUGAUCGUCAAACAAUUGUUAAUCUUGUAUGUUCACAAGAACUUGAUCAACUUAUUAUUAAUGGAGAAUAUGAACAUAACCAUUAUAAUUUAACAUUAUCUAGUAAAUGUGCUUGUUGGAAUCAAUGUUAA
This is a messenger RNA of Rotaria sordida, 342 nucleotides long. Lineage: Eukaryota; Metazoa; Rotifera; Eurotatoria; Philodinida; Philodinidae. The record is from the annotation of a GenBank genome assembly.